AUGCCGAACCCCGUCUUCGGCGCCGCCUUACGCUCAUCACCCCGUUGCUGGAAAUUAGCUAUCGCGGGCAAAACAUGGAUUAGAUACUCCUCCAGUCGUAACCCGCCUACCGUGGCUUUGCUUUAUCAGGCCAUUGACUCCCCUGUCAUCAAUGGUGCUCGUAAACCCCGGAAACCAGGAGGCUACCAAGACUCCGGAGCUGACAUCGCCUACACUCUCCGAACAAAAGGCAUCAAUGUGAUCACUCCGAGCAGCUCCCCGCAGGAAUCAUCGCAUGAAGGGUGGUGCUUCCCCGACACAGAAGAGGGCAUCUACUCUGCCGUGCAGCAAGGCGUCAAUCAUCUCUGGGCGAACACAAUCCUAUUUUCUUCGCAUCCCCUCCAAACUUCAAAGAAACUUGACACCCAUGCCCCAGACCUCUACAUCGUGGGCCAGCCACCUAGCCUAGUAGAGAAAUUCGACGACAAGGCGUACCUGAACGGCAAGCUCCGAGAGCUGGGCGGUCUCACUCUUCCUCGCUCCUGGAUGGUCAGCGAUUCAGAUGACCUGGACCGGCUGGUCGCUUCUAUCGAUCGGUACCCCGUGGUGGGUAAACCGGUUCGUGGUCGAGGCAGCCACGGCGUCAAGGUCUGUCGCAAUCCCGCUGAGCUGAAGGCCCAUGUGCAGACCCUGCUCGGGGAAUCUCCUCUCGUCAUGCUGGAGGAGUUCCUGGCGGGUGAGGAGGCGACGAUUACCGUGAUGCCUCCGUCCCCGGGUCGGCCUCGGCACUGGAGUACCUUGCCCGUUGUGAGGUUCAACCAUGCGGAUGGCAUCGCGCCGUACAAUGGUGUCGUCGCGGUGACUGCCAACUCUCAGGUGAUUCCAGAGGAGGAGAUGAAGGAUCCCGCGUUUGGGGAUAUCAUGGAUCAAUGUGCGAAAGUUGCCGAACUGAUUGGGGCAACGGCUCCGAUUCGGGUGGACAUACGACGGUUCAGCAAGGACUCUCCUUUUGCGCUCUUUGACAUCAACAUGAAGCCGAACAUGACUGGACCUGGUCGUCCGGGACGCGAAGAUCAAGCAAGCUUGACUGCUCUGUCGGCGGCAGCUCUCGGCUGGGACUAUGGGACUUUGCUGAAAAAUAUUCUGCAGACAGCUCAGCCGUUGGACGUGUUUCGCAAGUAUCGCAGUCCGUUUUAG
Aspergillus affinis is the source of this 1176-nucleotide messenger RNA. RefSeq names its product glutathione synthetase ATP-binding domain-like protein. Gene Ontology annotation, biological process: peptidoglycan biosynthetic process. Gene Ontology annotation, molecular function: metal ion binding; D-alanine-D-alanine ligase activity; ATP binding. The record is from RefSeq and is a predicted model, not a curated record. NCBI's taxonomy places the organism in Eukaryota, Fungi, Ascomycota, Eurotiomycetes, Eurotiales, Aspergillaceae. The transcript has 3 exons. The coding region runs from base 1 to 1176 and encodes 391 amino acids.